CGGUUUAUGGCUCAGGCGGCCGUCUUUGCCUGCGACACGCAUCCUCCCCAGCAUCGCCAGGCGGCCUCUCGAGCAGCCCUCCAUGUCGACGAGCAGCCCGCAGUACAGGAAUCCCGCCCACACGCCCUCGCACUACCACGACUUUGCCACGGCCGCCCACGACCCUCUGGGAGUAGCAGCCCUGCCCAACUGGCCGCCAGAUGCAGCGGCCGUAGGAAUCGUCGCUGCUACCCACGACUCGUACGCCAUCGGCCCCUCGACGGCGGCUUUUCUCCACUACCCCCAGCCCGGAGUCGAGCCCGCUAGUUUACAUGGCCUGGCUGCUGCCCCGGCGACCUGGGCGGCUGGUUAUGUCAGACACCCGCCGCCUGCUGCUCACGAAUGGCACCACCAGCACCAGCACCACCAUCACCAUGACGAGACAUUUACGUCGCGCGCAUCCCUCUCGUAUUGCCACGCCGCCGACGCCGCCGCGCCCGUGCCGCACCACCAGCUUCCUGCUACGGCCCGGCCCUACCAUCAUGACCACCACCACCACCACCACCACAACCACCAGCCUGCGCUGCCCGCUGCCCACGACUCCUUUCAUCACUUGCGCCUAUCGUCAGAGGCCCCCGCAAACUCGGUAGACCCACCAUACUCGAAUCAUGCCCAAAAGCUGCCCCCAGUCCCACAACCAUCGCAUGCCCAACCGCAGCCUGUCUUGCUGCACACAAACCAUGUAGCCCAUCCACCCUUGCACCGUGCCGUUGGUGCUGCUGCCCCUUGGCCCGCCCACGCCCAGUUCCUCGACCAUACCAAUGACCCCAUUGCAACCAGUCUGCCGGCCACGAGGCACGACAGCGCCUCGACUACUGCUCCAUGGCCCAUGGUCGAGCCCAGCGAAACUCCGAAUGCGCCUGCCAUGUACGAGCGACCUCCCAACGUGGGCCAGGACUGGCCCGUCGCCGAAGCGCCCGUAGACCACCAGCUCUACGCUCCACACCAUGCGCCUGUAGAUCACUUGGACCGGACCCCUUCACAGCCUAUAGCCCACCCGAGGCCCCUGCCCAAGAAGAAGGCAGCCAAAGUGCCUUCGUCGUUUGUUGAGCGGCAGGAGAAGCUCAAAGUGUCCAAGCGGAAAGGCCCCCUCCAGGAGAGACAGAGGGAGAAGACGCAUACCAUGCGCAAGACCAAGCGCAUAUGUGUCCGUUGCAGGUUCUACAAGUCGGGUUGUGACGAGGGCGAUCCGUGUGAGAAGUGUGAAAAGAUCACAGGCCAUGCCAGGUCCUUCCGUGAGCCGUGCUAUCGAGAACACCUCGAAGACACCAGUCUGAUUCGUCGCUGCAAUGGCCGUGAGCACCAGGAAGAGGCCGAGUUCCUUGCUUACGACUGGAUACACAACAGUCAGCUCUACGAAAUGGAGAUUAUUUGGAGCCUGCCUGGGUAUGGCCCCAUACCAAACGCGCACCCCUUGCGCAUCGCCUUUCGUCCUUAUAGCCCCAAGCGCGGGCCGCUCGAUGUUGCUACGUCUGUCUGGUCCAACAGGGAAGGACAAGUGCCGUCUGUCGAGCAGCCAGCGUAUGCGGUAUAUGAUACGGCAAAUCUCGUCGUGGCAGUCGAACGGUACUUCUCCAGCCUCCAGCCCGCUAUUGAAGAGUGGAUUUUUGCUCGCAUCAGUCGGGACGAGAUCGCCUAUAGCACCUAUCAGGAAGUGAUACGCAUGCGGAGAGUAACGGGAAGCAAGGCUCUCGACCUAGCCAUGCGACUCCAGUGUCUCUCUGUGGUUUCUCAGGGCUACGGCUCAGUCUUCUCGCCCAACAUACCUGGGAUACGCGAGUACGAUUACUCGAGGCUUGGCCGCAGCGACUACGAAGCAUACGAUCGAGGAUCUUGCGAUCGUCCUCUCCCUGGCGCCAUUACUCACCAAAUGGACGUGGCUGCUGUCAAAUAUCUUCGAAAGUUGGAGAAGUUGUUUGUCAAGGAGCUAGCUGCGUUGAUCUUCAAGCCCAAGAUCAAGCCAUGGUACGAACUGUUUCUAACGUUUUAUGUCAUCUUCUGGAACCUCGAGUACAUCCACCACGGAGCCCAAGACUAUAUCAAGUCGAAGAAUGGCACGUUGCUCGAAAACCAAGUCAGCAACGUAGUCACGACGCAGAUCAAAAAAUGGGAAUUUGCCUUUCCCGUUCUCCUGUACCACUGGCGCUGCAUUCUCCGUGGCUACUCGCCCUUCAAACUGGCACGCGACAACCCGGAAGAAUUACGCGAACGUGGCCACAUUGAUACCGAGGGUUUCCACUAUGUAACGGGAAUUGCCAGUCUCUUUGAACGGAACAACCCGGAUCGCUUUCAGCCACCACUGACAGGGUUUGCAUCGGCCCAUUGGUCAACUUCGAGUCAAUGGAUUGUCAAGCUCUUCAGGGAAGCUGGAGCGUGAGCGGCUGGCCCCCUCUCUCGCCCGAGUCAUUGGGACUCCAUUUGUUUUUUGAUACCCAGUCAUGCACCGAAGAUGAGCCACGAAUCGCCCUACAAACUGCAAGCCCCGCUCGCUGCUCAACAAAAAGGGUUUUACGCCACUCCGACUUUUUUUUGUUUUAUUUUAUUUUUUUUCAUAUUUCGUAUUCGAAAGCGACGGGGAAACGGGGACGGGGAAGGAGGAACGAGAAAAGAAUACGCAAGAAAAAAAUAACAAUAACAACGACAAAAGGACCACCAGAGACAAAGCGAAUUCUGGAUGACGAUACUUUUUUUUUGGCUCAAGUAUGCCCAAUGCUGCUACGAAUCUAAAUUUUUUACUCAAC
Molecule: messenger RNA, 2780 nt
Organism: Exserohilum turcica Et28A
Lineage: Eukaryota; Fungi; Ascomycota; Dothideomycetes; Pleosporales; Pleosporaceae
Exons: 6
Coding region: 83-2416 (777 amino acids)
Biological process (GO): regulation of DNA-templated transcription
Molecular function (GO): zinc ion binding; DNA-binding transcription factor activity, RNA polymerase II-specific
Source: RefSeq, a predicted model, not a curated record